Molecule: messenger RNA, 1220 nt
Organism: Hyposmocoma kahamanoa
Lineage: Eukaryota; Metazoa; Arthropoda; Insecta; Lepidoptera; Cosmopterigidae
Product: alpha-tocopherol transfer protein-like
Exons: 8
Coding region: 56-988 (310 amino acids)
Cellular component (GO): membrane
Molecular function (GO): phosphatidylinositol bisphosphate binding
Source: RefSeq, a predicted model, not a curated record
AGCCAAGCAGUAAUCUAUUUUUUUUUAUAAACAAGGAAAGAGUGAAAUUUUCAGUAUGCCUGUCGCAGUACGUCCUCUACCCCCAGAGUUAGUGGAGAAAGCCAAAGUAGAACUGUUCGAAGACCCGAAAAAACUUGAAGACAGCAUACAGCAUCUAAAAGAAUGGAUCGCUAAACAACCGCAUUUGAAAGCUAGAACAGAGGACCAAUGGUUGGCUGCCUUUCUGCGAGGAACCAAAUUCAGCUUGGAACGAGCGAAAGAGAAAAUUGAUCUUUAUUAUUCGCUAAAAACACUUGUACCGGAAUUACAGACGAUCAACCAUAGACAUCCUAAGUUCAUGGAAAUCGUUAAGACGGGCGUAAAUUUGUUUUUGCCAAAGUCAAACAAUUUGACGGAUCCAAGAGUAGUGAUAUUCAGAGUUGCGGCCCAUACUCCUGGUCAGUUUACCAUGCCUGAAAUUAUGAGUGUUGGAAACACUUUGCAAAAGAUAAUGUACAUGGAAGACGAUAUUUUCACAGUGAACGGUAUUGUAAAUGUAAUGGAUAUGAAGGGAGCAACAAUGUCUCACUUCAGUCAAAUGACGCCUUUACUGAUGAAGAAAAUGGUUGUUGCUGGUCAGGAUGCAGCGCCUAUGAGGAUGAAAGCAGUCCAUUAUUUUCAUAUGCCUCCAUCAAUCGAGACCAUUUUCAACCUUGUAAAAACGUUCCUUAAUGAAAAAAAUCGGAGUCGAAUCCUUGUUCAUGGGAAAGAUUUCGAGCCACUGUAUAAAUAUGUGUCUAAAGAUAUCCUGCCUUUGGAAUACGGAGGAAAUGGAGGCACUAUACAAGAAAUAACUGAUUACUGGGUAAAGAAAAUAGAAGAAUACAGCGAAUGGCUGGAUGAAGAAGAAAAAUACGGCACAGACGAAUCUAAGAGGCCAGGAAAGCCAAAGACAAGUGAAGAAAUGUUUGGCGUUGAAGGAUCAUUCCGACAACUCGAAGUGGAUUAGCUCAUAACUUAGACUAUGGAAACCAAAGGACAUGUUAUAUUGACAUAUAUAAAUCAGACGUUAUAUGUAUAUGAUGCAUUUAGACGGUGAAAACAUAAACAUUUUAUUGUCUUCGUUUAACUACUGCGUGACGUCGUAAGCUAAAGGAGACAGAUAGCACUACAUUGAUUUAUGUCAAACACGGGAAUCGAAAAUACGUACCGUCUAAUGUACCGUUAAAUGCCAACUGUCC